CAACCAUUUGACACACAAGUCGCAGCAUGGCUCUCCUGGCGACGCUUCUAGCGAUGUGCGGGCUUCUGGGCUUCACGUGGUGGUUAUUGACCCACUACAAAGACGCCAAAGUGCCCACAGUGGUUCAUGCUGCCGUGUUCUCAACUUGGGUGUUGGGGUUCCUGGGUCUGAUCUUGCUGCCAAUGGAUCUGGCCACCAAUGGUCUAGUCGCGAGUUCUCAAUCAGCCGGCAAUGUAGCAGAAGAGAAAGCUAGUUUUAGAGAGUAUCUAGCCGUCUGGAGACUGCUGUACUGGGCCACGUUCCUCAUGAGCUGGGUAGGACUUCCAUUCUUGGUGGAAUUCCGUCAAAACGGCGAGUUUGAGCUCGACAAGCGGAUACUGAGUUCUUUUAGGCACUUGGUCUUCCAUUGGACAGUGUUGGCUGGUGGGUUGUUUAUCGUGGCUCUAUACUUGAUCUUAGUCGACCAUUUAUCGCUGUAUGGAGUCCUGGGACUUGCUAUGGCAGCCAGUAACACGUACGGACUGCUGUGGGUCAUCGCACUAUUGGGGUACGGUCUCGUGGAGAUCCCAAGAGGAUUCUGGAUUCGACGACUGGAUGGAGCACAGCUUCAGAUACUGCACUUUGAAGCCGUACAAUUACAGAAUGAACGGAUGGAGGCGAGGUUUGAGUACGACGAUGUGGUAGCUGAUGUUCACGAUGCCUAUCAGCGCAUGGUGCAGGCCGAGAGCGAUGCAAUCAUCCUUACCAGCGAGAUGCAGUACGUCAAGACUUGUCUCCUACAAGUCGUAGCUGCGAUCGAGAAAAGUAAACCUGCUUUUAGAAGACUUGACACCUCUAACGAUACCAAACGAGGCUCAAAAUCAGUCUCAUUCUCUGACAGCAAAAUGAAGCGCGGAGUCAGUAACAUCGGUCGAGCAUCUCGUAAGGCUCCAACUCUUACAGAAACGAUUGAGCUGCAUCGUCGUGUGCGUAUCGCACAACUGGAACUACGUCGAUGUGAUCAAGCCUUCUUGGAGCUCUGUAUCAACGUCGAUAUAUUGCAGGAUCGCAGUGCACAGCGUGCAUUACCCGCAGGUAGCUUAUACCCGGAGACGUCAGCACUUAACCGUCUGCACAACAUUUUCCUGAACAUGCGACACCAACUUCGUCAGUGGGUCACGUCUCCUGUAGCAAUUGUAUGUGCUGUGGUUACGGGGUUUCUAUCUCUUUGUGUGGUUUGGGGCGAGCUUACAAUGGGAUGGCGUAGAUCAUCGCUAUCUCUAUUCCGCUUCAUGAUCGCUGUUGAGGCUAUGGAGACCAGCAGCAGUCUACGCAGUGCGACGGAGCUCAUAUCGGCGUUGGUGCUCGUGUAUUUGGCCCUUUGUUGCUACAGGAGCCUCUUCACCCUUCGAUUGCCUGGUAAAUACGUGCUACGUGCACACGGCAACUCGACUGAGCUCUGUCUCCUAAAGACUUCGAUUUAUCAGUGUCGUCUGCAGUUUGCGUUGGGACAGAACGCUUUGCUCCUACUCCGUGGUGGAGGGCUGGCAGAGGGGACUGCUUUUAAUGCCCUUUUGGCGAACACUCGUGUCGUUCAUGUCUUUGGAAGAGGCUUCGCUGUAUACGCACCACUCGCGAUGAUCGCGUUGGCAGUGUUUACACUAACCAACGGAUACGCUCGAGUCAUGCGUCGUCUUGGAAUUGAGCAAUACGAGCAGAUAAUUCCUGGUGAUUCGACGCAUGCUGCUUCUAUUGCUGAAGGUGAAAGAUUGGUGCAACAAGGACUGGAACGAUUCCGCGUGCUCAUAUCCCGUAAGAAGAAAAUUUACGAGACGGGAGCUGCCGGUGGUGGGUCUUAUGGUUUUGCCUCUGCUGCUGCUGGGACCCAAUCUCUACUGAUUGAUGAUGAGGAAGAUGUUGCUCACUCAAGCACCAGUGAAGGUAUUGUAUAAAGGAUAAACUUCCAGUGUCGGCAAGAUAUCAAGUUAAAUGAAACCAGACAAUUAGAUGUUAGUUUCUUCCGUUUUAAUGCAGCAUCUUAAUCCUGUAGAUAUUCGUUGUUUGGCUUGUCGAGCUCCAC
This is a messenger RNA of Phytophthora nicotianae INRA-310, 2059 nucleotides long. RefSeq lists its product as hypothetical. The transcript has a single exon. Gene Ontology annotation, cellular component: membrane. The coding region runs from base 27 to 1931 and encodes 634 amino acids. The record is from RefSeq and is a predicted model, not a curated record. Lineage: Eukaryota; Oomycota; Peronosporomycetes; Peronosporales; Peronosporaceae.